AUGCUGUUUUAUUCAUUUUUCAAAUCGCUGGUUGGCAAGGAAGUCACUGUCGAGCUCAAAAACGAUCUGGCAAUCACAGGCACGCUUCACUCAGUCGACCAGUACUUGAACAUCAAGUUGAACGAUAUCUUCGUCACUGAGCAAGACAAAUACCCGCACCUGCUUUCUGUGAAAAACUGCUUCAUCCGCGGCUCCGUGGUGCGCUACGUCCGUCUCCCCGCCGAGGAAAUCGACCACCAACUGCUCCAAGACACGGCGAGAAAAGAAGCCGAAUCGAACCGCACCAACCCGACGGCUUAA
Oikopleura dioica is the source of this 300-nucleotide messenger RNA. The record is from the annotation of a GenBank genome assembly. Lineage: Eukaryota; Metazoa; Chordata; Appendicularia; Copelata; Oikopleuridae.